Anopheles coluzzii is the source of this 3821-nucleotide messenger RNA. It is a transcript of the gene Nmdar2, whose product is annotated as glutamate receptor ionotropic, NMDA 2B. Gene Ontology annotation, molecular function: NMDA glutamate receptor activity; transmitter-gated monoatomic ion channel activity involved in regulation of postsynaptic membrane potential. NCBI's taxonomy places the organism in Eukaryota, Metazoa, Arthropoda, Insecta, Diptera, Culicidae. The transcript has 5 exons. The record is from RefSeq and is a predicted model, not a curated record. The coding region runs from base 155 to 3460 and encodes 1101 amino acids. Gene Ontology annotation, cellular component: plasma membrane; postsynaptic membrane. Gene Ontology annotation, biological process: synaptic transmission, glutamatergic; modulation of chemical synaptic transmission; monoatomic ion transport.
AGAAAACAUGAAUGAUAUGUGAACGUAAAAUUUCGAUUAAAAUCUAUAAAGCUUCAAAUAAAACAAUUGGUAAUCAAUGUUUAUAUACCAAGAAGUGUUUGCUAAGAAUUUGCAGAGUGACUUCACAGUUUAAUAAAGACAACCAUUUAAGAAAAUGAAUGAGACGUAUUCACUAUGUAUCAUCAUAUUAUUUUUAUCACUUUCGUGCAAUGUGGCUUUGGUGGUAUCAAAGAGCUAUAAAGUAAACAGUGGUAGAAGUGGAAGUGGUAUUAGUAUUGGAAACUCACAUAACAACGCAGCAAAUUAUGGAACGCAUGGUAGUGUAUCAACAGGAAGUGCAAAUGUGAAUACCGUAGGGUUUAGUUCAAGUGGCGCUAGUGGCAGACUUGUUAUUAACAGUGGUAUAACUAGUGUUGGUGGAGGAAGUACUUCAAGUCGACUAUCAACGAAUGGUGCUCCGAUUCGGAAUCCCGCUGAACAUCAACUCAACAUCGGUUUAUUGGUACCACAUACAAAUUUCGGACGUAGGGAAUAUCUUCGAUCUAUAAAUUCAGCAGUUCAAGGGCUCCAAAAAGGACGCGGGGCAAAACUUACGUUUCUAAAGGAUCAUGAAUUUCAAACAUCGAACAUCCACUUUGACAUGAUGUCAUUGACUCCUAGCCCAACUGCUAUUCUCAACACUUUGUGCAAAGAGUUUCUUCAUGCAAAUGUUACCGCUAUACUUUAUAUGAUGAACUAUGAGUCAUACGGACGUAGCACAGCCUCUGCACAAUACUUCUUACAGCUGGCGGGGUACCUUGGCAUACCGGUAAUUUCAUGGAAUGCUGAUAAUUCUGGACUGGAAAGGCGAGCUUCACAAUCUGCCCUUCAAUUGCAACUUGCACCAAGUAUAGAGCAUCAGAGCGCUGCUAUGCUGAGUAUUUUAGAACGAUAUAAAUGGCAUCAAUUUUCUGUUGUUACAUCACAAAUUGCUGGUCAUGAUGAUUUUGUUCAAGCUGUCCGUGAGCAAGUUGGUGCUAUGGAUCAUUUCAAAUUUACAAUACUCAAUUCUAUAAUUGUUACACGGCCUAGUGAUCUCCUAGAGCUGGUGAAUAGUGAGGCUCGUGUGAUGCUGCUAUAUUGUACAAAAAGUGAAGCUAUUGAAAUUUUACAUGCCGCAGAGGAGCUACAAAUAACUGGUGAAAACUACGUAUGGGUUGUUACUCAAAGUGUAAUAGAAAAUACUCAAACACAUCCUCAGUUCCCAAUAGGUAUGUUAGGUGUUCACUUUGACACGUCAUCUGGAGCUUUAGUCAAUGAAAUUGCGACUGCUAUUCGGGUAUAUGCGUAUGGUGUUGAAUAUUACUUAAAUGACGUCAAAAAUACUGGUCGAAGAUUGGAUACUCAUCAACUGUCUUGCGAAGAUCAAGGCCGAGGUCGGUGGGACAGUGGUGAAGUAUUUUUUAAAUAUCUGCGAAAUGUAUCGCUUGAGAGUGAAUCAAAUAAACCUAAUAUAGAAUUCACCGCUGACGGUGAUUUAAAGUCCGCUGAACUGAAGAUCAUGAACUUACGACCAAGUGUAAAUAGUAAAGGCUUAGUUUGGGAAGAAAUUGGAAUUUGGAAAUCAUGGCAACAACAAAAACUUGAUAUUCGAGAUAUUGCAUGGCCAGGAAACUCACAUACUCCGCCUCAAGGAGUUCCAGAAAAAUUUCAUCUAAAGAUUACGUUUUUGGAGGAGGCACCCUACAUCAAUUUAUCUCCAGCUGACCCAGUUAGCGGUAAGUGCUUAAUGGACCGAGGCGUUCUCUGUAGAGUAGCAGCAGAUCAUGAAAUGACUGACAUAGAUAUGGGUCAGGCUCAUAAGAAUGGAUCUUUUUACCAGUGCUGCAGUGGAUUUUGUAUAGAUCUACUGGAGAAAUUUGCAGAAGAGUUAGGGUUCACCUACGAACUCGUGCGCGUUGAGGAUGGAAAAUGGGGAACAUUAGAAAAUGGUAAGUGGAAUGGAUUGAUCCAUGAACUGGUAAAUCGUAAAACAGACAUGGUGUUAACCUCGUUAAUGAUAAAUGCAGAACGCGAAGCAGUUGUGGACUUCAGUGAACCUUUUAUGGAAACUGGUAUUGCUAUUGUUGUAGCUAAGCGAACUGGUAUAAUUUCACCAACAGCCUUUUUAGAGCCUUUCGAUACAGCCUCUUGGAUGUUAGUUGGAAUAUUUGCCAUUCAGGCUGCGACAUUUAUGAUUUUUCUUUUUGAAUGGCUGUCGCCAAGCGGGUAUGAUAUGAAGACUGUUUUGCAAAAUGGUCAAACUACUCCAUAUCGGUUUUCUUUGUUUCGGACUUAUUGGCUGGUAUGGGCUGUUCUCUUUCAGGCUGCUGUACACGUUGAUUCACCUCGAGGAUUUACUUCUCGUUUCAUGACUAAUGUUUGGGCGAUGUUUGCAGUCGUAUUUCUCGCUAUCUAUACAGCCAAUUUGGCUGCGUUCAUGAUUACACGGGAAGAGUUUCAUGAGUUCACAGGACUAGAUGAUUCGCGAUUAUCUCACCCAUUUUCACAUAAACCUACGAUUAAAUUUGGUACAAUCCCAUGGAGUCAUACUGACUCCACAAUUUCAAAAUAUUUCAAAGAAAUGCACUAUUAUAUGAAGCAAUAUAAUCGUUCGAGCGUGGCUGAUGGAGUAACCGCUGUGCUCAGUGGUCAGCUAGACGCAUUUAUUUAUGACGGAACAGUUCUUGAUUAUUUAGUACAACAAGAUGAGGAUUGCAGAUUGCUCACUGUUGGUCAAUGGUAUGCCAUGACAGGAUAUGGUUUAGCUUUUAGCAGAAACUCAAAGUACGUAGGAAUGUUUAACAAACGACUUUUGGAAUUCAGAGCAAAUGGUGAUCUAGAACGUCUUCGACGUUUCUGGAUGACUGGCACAUGUCGACCAGGGAAACAGGAACAUAAAUCAUCAGAUCCUCUUGCACUUGAACAGUUUCUUUCUGCAUUUCUGUUACUAAUGGCUGGUAUUUUACUUGCUGCACUGCUUUUGCUAUUAGAGCAUCUGUAUUUCAAAUAUUUCCGUAAACGAUUAGCUAAAAAAGAUCGAGGAGGUUGUUGCGCGCUCAUAUCGCUCAGCAUGGGUAAAUCCCUCACAUUUCGUGGUGCAGUGUAUGAAGCGACUGAAAUCCUGCGUCGUCACAGAUGUAAUGAUCCGAUAUGUGAUACACAUCUUUGGAAAGUAAAACAUGAGCUUGAUAUGAGCCGGUUGAGGAAUCAACAUCUUGAAAAAACGAUGCAGAUACAUGGUAUAAAGCCUCCACAGCCUAAACUAGGCUCAACGAAUAAAAUAAUUCGUAUUGCUGGAACGACGGGAGCACGUGACCUGAUUGAUGACGGUUACCAACAGCCUAAUUUGUUCGGAAAUUUAAGCAUUGGGGGAAGUUCACAGGAUUUAUAUCGUUGGUCUUAUAAAACUGAAAUUGCAGAAAUGGAGACUGUGCUGUAAACUUGAAUAAAUCAUGUAAUAUUUUAAUACUGGCCAAUAACAAAUUGUUCAACGUUUACAAAAAAUGUAUGGUAACAUGAUCCAAAAUGCGAUUCUUAAAACAUGGAUAAAACAUUACGGACAAAAAGUACUUCAAAAACAAAAAUAAGAGCGAAGAAAAUCUGUUGCAUAAACAUAAAAAGAUAAUUCAUACAUUUAGAAAUUUUUUUAAUAUUCCAACACAUUGAACUCAUAAAAUUAAUGUAUUUAGUAGUAAUGAUAAUGAGAACAAUACAAGAUACAUAACACAUGGAAAAUUAAACUUGAUGAAAAUUUGGGCAAUAAAAUAAUCAGAGUAACGCAAAAAACUUUUUUCAAUUCA